This is a messenger RNA of Acanthoscelides obtectus, 399 nucleotides long. The record is from the annotation of a GenBank genome assembly. Lineage: Eukaryota; Metazoa; Arthropoda; Insecta; Coleoptera; Chrysomelidae.
AUGGGCCAAGGGGGCAAGGCGAACCAAUUGUACGAUACUCGGGAUCACAAACAUUUGCAACCAUUUCUACUUUUUGUUCAUGCCUUUGCGGGCUGCGACACUACUAGCUGCUUUUUUGGGAAAGGGAAGAUGAAGCUGGUGAAGUUGCUGCUGCAGAACGACAGCAUUAGAGCGCUGGCGCUGAAGUUUUACGAGCCGGACUGCUUGGAAGACGAAUUGCUGCAAUGUGCAGAGACGAUUACUCUCGCACUAUACAAAGACAAAGAACAGUCUUCUUCUCUCGGGACUUUCAGAUACAAUUUGUUUUCUACAAACUUAGCAAAGGCAAAAAAGGAAACGCCCCUAGAAUGUCUCCCACCAACAUCUCCUGCCUUGCUUCAGCACUGUAAACGAGCGUAA